Lactuca saligna is the source of this 411-nucleotide messenger RNA. The record is from the annotation of a GenBank genome assembly. NCBI's taxonomy places the organism in Eukaryota, Viridiplantae, Streptophyta, Magnoliopsida, Asterales, Asteraceae.
AUGGAAGGAAGUUCCACUGAUGAUCAAAGUACAACUACAGAAACAACAUCAAUAGUUGCAGCACCAGUGACUACGCCUCCACUGAUCGGCAGUAGGGGCAGCAUGGUUCUUGACACUGAUGAAGCGGGUUUGGAAGCUAGUUUCUUGAAUUCUCAUUCAAAAGUUGAGAUCGUCGAUAUGUUGAGGAAACACAUAUACAAUGAUGAACUAGAACAAAACAGUCACCCCCAACGACAUUGGAAAACUAAACCGGUUAGUGAUAUAAAUCAGCAUGCAGAGAAUCACUUCUCGUUGCAAACUAGAAGCACUUCCAAAGGUUUUCUUUUACAUUUCGAAGACAUCAGGAUGAAAGUAUGGAGAUUUCGUGAUUUCGUUACUCAUACUUUAAUAGUAGCCAGAGCUACAUUUUAA